AUGCCCAAUUAUGCUAGGUUUCUAAAGGAUAUUGUGAGUGGAAGGAGAAGUUGUGAUGUUGUUGAAACGGUAAACCUCACCGAAAGUUGUAGUGCUAUCAUAAUGAACAAGAUGCCUCCAAAGUUAGGAAAUCCGGGUAACUUUUCCAUUCCUUGUGCAAUAAAUCGAAUUCAAAUUGACAAUGCUUUAUGUGACUUAGGGGCUAGUGUUAGCCUUAUGCCAUAUACGGUUUACCAAAGACUUGAUAUAGGGGAGCUUUUGCCUACCAACAUUACCCUUCAAUUAGCGGAUAGAUCAAUCAAAUUUCCUAAGGGUAAGGUAAAGGAUGUUCCUCUAAGGGUUGGAAAGUUUGUUAUACCGGUUGAUUUUGUUGUUCUUGACAUGGAUGAGGAUGUGCAUAUUCCUAUCAUUCUAGGGAGACCUUUUCUAGCUACCUCCGGUGCUUUGAUUGAUGUGAAAAGUGCUAAAAUUACACUCAAAGUAGGUGAAGAGGUUCUUGAGUUUGAUUUGAAUGCAAGCAUGAAAUAUCCUAGUUCUACUUUAGAAAAAUGCAUGAAAAUUGACACCAUUGAUUGUGUUGUGAAUUCUAUGCAUGAGCACUUGCUCUCUACUAACAAUGCCCUUGAGAGUGUCUUGUUAAACAAGGAAAAGAUAGGUGAUCAAAGCAAGGAAAUGGCGUUGUAUGAAGAGUUGCUUGAUGAGAAUGUUGAAGGAAAGGUUGAGCAAGCUUGCAUGGGAAUCACACUUAAACAUGCUAUGGAGAUUUCCCCUACAAUGGAAGGUAAGGGUGUGCCUAUGGUAGAGCUAAAACCUUUACCAUCACACCUUAGGUAUGAAUUUCUUGGACCCAAUUCCACGUUUCCCGUUAUUGUGAAUGUAUCUUUGAAUGAACACCAAACUCGAAUGUUAUGUGGUGUGUUAAGAAACCACCAAAAUGCCUUGGGCUAUACCCUUGAUAAUCUCAAGGGUAUUAGUCCCGCUAUUUGCAUGCACCACAUAACAUUAGAGAAGGGUGCAAAGCCCUCUAUUGAGAGGCAGAGAAAACUCAACCCUCAAAUGGGGGAGGUGGUGAAGAAAGAAAUCACCAAACUCCUAGAUGCCGGCAUCAUCUUUCCCAUUUCGAGCUCAAGAUGCAUGAUGAGCAUAUUUGGUGACAUGCUCGAAGAGGAGAUGGAGGUAUUCAUGGAUGAUUUUUCGGUUGGUGGCCUUUCAUUUGAGGAUUGCUUGACAAAUUUAGGCAAGUGCUUGGCAAGAUGCGAAAAAGUCAAUUUGGUCUUGAAUUGGGAGAAGUGCCACUUUAUGGUUGAGGAAGGAAUUGUCCUUGGGCAUAAGAUCUCCAACAGAGGAAUUGAGGUUGACAAAGCCAAGGUUGAAGAGGCUGAUUUCGUGUUUAAUGAAGAGUGCCUCAAUGCUUUCAACAAGUUAAAGCAAGCUUUGAUUUCUACUCCUAUUGUGCAAGGGCUAAGAUGGGAUUUGCCCUUUGAGCUUAUGUGUGAUGCUAGUGAUGUAGCUAUUGGGGGUGUGCUUGGACAAAGAGUUGAAAAGAGACUUUAUGUGAUCUACUAUAUGUCCAAGACCUUGAACGAAGCCCAACGCAACUACACCACAACGGAAAAGGAGUUUCUUGCAGUGCACUAUAAAAAAAUGAAGAAUAGGCAACACGUAAAAUUGCAACACUAUUAA
Messenger RNA from Chenopodium quinoa (quinoa), 1683 nucleotides. RefSeq lists its product as uncharacterized. Bases 1 to 1683 code for a protein of 560 amino acids. NCBI's taxonomy places the organism in Eukaryota, Viridiplantae, Streptophyta, Magnoliopsida, Caryophyllales, Amaranthaceae. The record is from RefSeq and is a predicted model, not a curated record. The transcript has 3 exons.